Cladocopium goreaui is the source of this 6663-nucleotide messenger RNA. Lineage: Eukaryota; Dinophyceae; Suessiales; Symbiodiniaceae. The record is from the annotation of a GenBank genome assembly.
AUGGGAAAGAUCAACCCGAAGUAUCAGAAGACCAGAGCAGUAGCCAAAGAGGUGGGGGAGCUCCUCCCCGAACUUAGACCUGGGGGCACAUACGAAAAGCUGGAUAUCCGUGGGCCCGCCUCUAGCGGGGGCGUCGAUUCCGAAUUCUACCAACGAGGCGUCAAGGGUCGAGGUUCAGAAAGAAAACCCAAUGACGUAGCUGUUGUGGUGAAUGACCAAAUAGCUCGCUUGAAGGUAGACGGGGAUCAUUGGGCACGUGUGGAUCGAUACGGGUUAUGGGUUCGUCUCCGUGGAGUGAAGGGUUCCACGUCGAAAGCGCUUCGCCAAACGUUGGAACAGGAGGGGAAAAUCAAUCUCUGUCGCGAGCAGCGGUGUCCGCUUGAAUUGCAACCAACACCCGGUCUACAUUGCAAAGCUUACGCUUCGGUGGAUGCCAAUGGGCUGGUGGAUUUGGGAGCUUAUGCAGGGUGGUCCACCCGCAGGGUGAUCGUCUUGAUGGGUCGAUGGCUACGUAGAAUGGUGCGGGGGCUUAGUCUCUGCGUGUACUAUCUGAUGGGAUGGUUCAUUCUCAGACAACUCUGGGCAAAGCGGACGCCACCCAGAACCAUAGUCGAAGGAGCCGUCGUCAGACCCUUGGAUGCGGAAUCUGAAUCUGAAGUAGAGGUACAAGAUGACCCUUGUGAGGCCGUAUUAGUCGGUUUGGAACAUGGAGGCAAACCGAGAGCAUUGGCCACAGACCCAUGUGCAGAUCGGGCUAUCGGAGAGCCGGUCCGGCUCCUGGAGAGGGACAGAGAACUCUCUGACGUCAAAAGGAGAUCCUCCGUCAGGCUUUGCGACCAUCAUCGGCAGCUCUACGUGGCGGCAUGUUCAAGCCGAAAAUGCAGCGUGUUGGCUUGCUACGAACAGGUUGAUGGUGCCAAACAGGGAGUUCCCCUCUGCAAGCACCACCUGACGGACCUUGGUGGUUGUGCUCGCCCUACCCGCAGGGUUAGCUGGACACAUGAGAGAGAUAGCUCCAUUGCACGAUCCGAGGCAUCUAUGUCCGAAGGAGAAUGCCUCACCCCUGCACGAAGAAGCCGCCGGAUCAUCUUUGACGGCGCUGAACGACUUGGGCCCAGGGCUGCUUCGGCCGAUCCUAGUGAAUCCCAGAAGAAGAUUGAAGGCAAGCUUGAGAAGGGCCCGUGCAUGGUGCUCCUCAGACCAAAGUCAUUACAAACCGCGGAGGCCCCACCCAGGUGGACUGCAUGGUUGGGGCGCAUCGAGGGGUUCGCCGAAGAAGGGCGCAGCCAGGAGCUGCUCGAAGUCCACAUCCCUUCCUUGAAGCAAACGUGUGUGAUCCACAGAAGGCUGUUGAAAGGGUCCCCUCGAGACAACGGGGCGGGUCGAAUUAGUAAGCAUUGGGUGCAGAAGUUCCUUCAGCAUACCCAUGACGAAGAAGUCGGCCAAGGGAUAUCGGUCUUGGUCGCGCGCCUGUCCGAAGACCAAGCAGCGGCCCUGAAUGCCUGGGACGGUGAGGUGACGGAUGAAGGAGCGAAGCCAAGUAAAGCCUGGCAGGGGAGACUCUACCGGGAGAUCCUCCCACAUGCUGAUGCAUAUUUGCGUGAAGAAGCUGAGAUGUCCGACGACUUUAUGACACCGCCAAAGCCGAAAGUCGAGCUGGAAGAGGGUGCGGGACCGGCGAUUCCACCCUUCCCAGACCUAGAUGAUUCAGAUCGCCAGGGAAGAAUGGAGGCGGCUCGAAGAGCUCUUGACCAGCACAUUGAGGGAGAGAUAGAUUCCGAAGUGUUGCAGACCGUGGCCACUGCCUUCGACCUAGAUCAUGAGCAACUGGCUCAGUCGAUGUAUGCGAGGAAUCACCGCCUUAGCUACUCGAAGCCAACGACACCACCAGGAUUGGGAGCCGACCAAAGCGAAAUGGAGUUUGCAAGAAGACCCGUGACGGCAACUAUGCCAGGAGGAGUGACCGUAAAGCCAGCAGUCCCCCGGCCGGCGAAUCCACUUCUGCCGAGGAGCUCCUCCUCAAUCUCCCCGGUCCAGAGAGGUGGAUUGUCGCUCUUUCCCAAGGGGUCAGGCGGUCGAAACAGUCUCGUGAAACCAGCAUCGGAGCAGAUGCCGGAGGGCAGAGCAGGAGCCACGUUCGGAGAAGCCCUCGGAGACAGCACACAAGUCCAGAGCGCGGACCGCAUCAUUCACGCCAUCGACGGUCUGAGAAGAGCACAGGAUGACGACAAAAACCUCACGAAAGGGACCUUGAGUUCUAUCAAAGAGGCGGAGAAGAUGGACGUCUUCCUGGCACGAGGCUGUGGCACCCUGACCGUUGAACUCGCACCGGGAGUGUACGGGAAGGAACUUUUCCACGCGGGGAAAAGGGUGGCAAAUCACGCUCGCCAUAUGCUGCACUUGAUCAAAUGGCCGGUGCUGAUGACCAACAGGGUCCUACUUGGCAUCGCUGGUCUGUGGUGGGGUGGCAAAGACACCUAUACCUUGCACGCAAGUGACUGCGUUACCGCUCGGUCCGAGCAGUUGGACAGUUGGAAUCCGUCCUCCGACAACAAGAUCGAAAAUCGCAUGAGACCACCAGGAGUCUUCAACACUUGGCUCAGGUACGCGGAAAACUCAGUUCGCGUGUUUGGAUCCUGCUAUGGUACAGAGCAUAUCCAAGAAAGGCUCGAUUGUCUCCAAGCCCUGAAGGAGGCCCAUGAAGAAGACGAGCAUGCCUUCCCAGCUGCCUACUGCAUCGAGCUCUUUGAGGAACUUGUCGCGGCUUGGUGCGAAGAACUGCGAGAAAGCAGAAGGAAACUCUGCUCUCUGCUGGGGACCGAAAAUCCACGGCUUGAAGACCUGAAGCUGCUAGCUUUGGCGCCGGGAGCGGAUGGGCAAGCAAACUUCCAGUUUCCAAGCAUAUGGGAUCUGGGCGACCCGAACGGAUAUUACCAGACAGUUGUGGUACCCAGGCAGCAAAGGCAAAUGUCGAGGCUGCUCCACAAGCAGCUGCACGACCACAACCUCAAGCAGAAGAAGACAGCUGGUCCAGCUGAAGAUGAAGAGCCAAGGACAGGGAAAGCCCCAAAGCUUAACCUGAAAGACAAAGAGGCCGAUGGAUAUGCGGGCGGCAGCAUGAAAUCAGCCUACCCAGCUGGAAAACGGCUUACACAAGGAGAAGCUUCACGGUCCGUGGAGCACGCACCUAAGGAUCCCAAGACCAACAAACCUAUCUGCUGGGAUGCGGCCACACACAUGGGAUGCACAAGAGGCGACAAGUGCCAGCACGCGCACGAGCCUUUGCCGGGAUUGGCCAAACUUGACUACACAGUUGCCAUGCAGGUCAUUCGAAGAGGAGGACUCAAAGGUGGGCCGAAAAUCGAUCCCAAAGAGGUCGACGGAAGGGUCGCUCAGCUGCGAACCCAGGCAGCGGCGGAUAAGGCCGACAAGAUCCAACCUAGCAAGAAAGCGAAAGUCAAGCCCAAGCCAAAGGCCAAAGCUGGGAAGGAAGCUGAGGGUAAAGCUGAAGAAGACAAGGUUGGGAACACCCAGUGGGUCGCACCUGAAGACUAUGAUAUCCCUCUGACCCAUCUCGAGACUGACUUGCAAGAGGCGGUUCAGGGCCCAGAUGAGGGCUGGCUGCGAAUACCCUCACAACCCACUGAGCAAGAAGCCGCUCCGGCUUGGGAUGACCAGAGCCAAGAGGAGCGGGAAAGGCUGAAACGAUGGAAGUCGCUGGAGGAGAAAGGGGUUCUGGCGGCCUUGGAGUCGCCCACGGAUUAUCUCAGGUCCCAUGUGAUUGCACGCAUGAUGGCAGCACAAGAUGAAGGAUAUGAACUGGAGCUGAACCGGUGUCUCGAAGAUGCGGCAGAACAUGGACAUCCCGCGCUCUCUAAGGAAGCCGGACGUCAACUUGAGCUCCUCAAGCACGAGCCAAAAGCGGGUCACCAAGCGGAUGUCGAAUUUACGCCCAUCACAUGGGACGAGGGUAUUGGUCAUGGCCUGUUGAACUUUCAAGGAAACUUGUCGCAUAUCGGCUCAGUCACGGUCCGUGACUACCAGGAUCGCUUGAACGCAAAAGACAGCGAGGUCCCACUGCAAGACGGGCAGUUGGAAGAAGAGCGCCAAUGCCUGCCUCUUCAUGUGGGUGUCGGGUUAGCGUUGGCCGAUGAUCCAUCUGUAGAACUACGAGAGGCCGUAGCCAGAGCCAACCAGUUGAGAAAACAUCUCUGGGAUGAAGCAGUGGAGGCUCACGCACACCUUGGCGAUCCGCCAGCGUGGAUACCUGAGGGCGAGCACUUCUUGCGUCAAAACGUCCAUGAUUGCCUCUAUCCUCACCACGAGAAAGACUACCGCGCCUUGCAAACCCUCACAGGAUCCAUGCUGCAAGGAUACACGUUGGCGGUCCUCAGGAUUUCCUAUUUUGGUCGGUUGGAGGUCGACUUGCUCCACGGAGAUGAUGCUGGCAAUGGGAAGCUAGUUUUCGUUACCAUCCACCGGGGGCAUAUGCGCCUGCUUCUUCCACAACAGCCCCAGCAGCUGUUGGAUCACCUGAGGACUGCAGACAAGGUCACCAGGGAACUUCAGGUUGAACAUUGGAGGGUGAUCUUGGACCAGAGCAAAGUGGAGGAUCAGAUGGUUCCAGCCAAGUCCCCCGCCUGCACAAGAUGCCAGCAACAGCAGCAAAGGCCUUAUCGUGUUGGUGAAGGAUUCCCGUUGCCACCGGCUUCAUUUGAGUCCUGCUUGCAGGAUGAUCCACAGGCUCUUCAAAACAGCGGUGUGCCUCUGCGAAAAAGGCUCGCCUUCGCCUAUGGGCCAAUUGGUCAAGAGGUGUACGCUGGAUGGGCAGGAUGGACCAAGGGGCUUCAGUACCAGGGGAUCCCGUGCGGAGAACCCAUUGAAUACUAUGAGGACCCGAUCGAGCAAAAGGGCUUUAAGCCGCAGCAUGAUACCCGUGACCCGAAGGUCCGAGAACGAUUGCUGGGAUUAGCUGGUGCUCCACCAGGGCCCGAUGUCCCCAACACUUGGCAGCUUGGAGUCGUUUGUACUUCCUUCUGCGACCACCAGCUGAAGAACGGUGGCAGCAGGACCUGGCAACGCCCACAAGGCGACGGCACUCGUCCCUCUGAAGUUCAAGGAAAUGAAGACGCAGAGUUCGCAGCCGAACUUUGUACGGUUCUGGCGGACAACGGAAGAGUCUUCGCAUUGGAGAGUAGCGCGCCGUCGGGCCGCUACCCCAAGAUAUGGGACCUGCCUUGUAUGCAGAGGCUCCGCCGCCGCACCGGCGCAAAAAUUGUCUCUAUGGCUAUGUGCGCUUGGGGUCUGGGACCGCCUGAGACUGAGGAGGGCCUGUUUCAUCGCAAGCAUUCUUGGUGGCUGGUCUCCCCAGAACUCUACCCAUGGGCCUUGUUAUUCCUUGGUAGGCAGUGCCCAGGAGUCGGCCCGACUCACCAGCACGCACCCUUGAAGGGACCCAGUCCAAUUCCUCAAGUACCUCUCACUCGACUGGCACAGCAAUACGCACCAGCUUUGUGUGCAGCCUGGGGUCUGGUAGUCCGAGCAGCCUUUGAAGAAUGGAGCUGGACAACAUAUCUGCAAGAGCACAGCGUGCUCAAAGCCCUAGAGAAAUGUUGGACCGAACUGGACGCACCCCCUUGGCCGGCUGAUCCAGCCAAUACGUUGGAGCGAACCCUUGGCCAACAUUUGGCACCGGUGGUUGCUGGCCAAGCGGAUGGACCAGGCCUCCCACAUGGCUACACCUGUUCAGGAUGCGAACUCCAACAGAUGGUCUACCCUUGUACGUUUUGUGGGGGGGAGGGGUCUGUUUCCGAUCCCGAAAAGCAAGCUGAGGGGCAGGGCACAAGGGCAGGCAGCGUGGACGACGCCAAUGGCCAAAGCACUGCUGAGAAAUACUUGGAGGUAUGCCAGAGUGCUUACAGCAAGGAGGCAGUGAGAAAAGCCACAGAGGCAGGAAAUGCGUUGUUGAGGGCCGCCGGCUCGGUGCCAAGAGCAGCUGAAUUAGUCAACAAAGCGAGGCUGAGGAAGUAUGGGGAACACUUCCAGAAGGCAAAGGAAGGAGCACUGAAAGGGCUCAGCCCCCUACACGAGCAAUACUUGAAAGACUGUGUGCUCAAGGGCGUGCCCAGCCGAGCUAAGAGUACCCCCAAGAGAGAGAAGGCCCGAAACCACGGCUCCGUCAGGGGGCACGAGGAAGAGAUGCUGCAGAAGGCAUGGAAAGACGCAUCUUAUGGGGCGGUACUUCUGUGUUCCACAGAGACCGAGGACCAAGAAGAAAAUCGGCAAAUCGACCAGAUACUGACCGAGAGCAAGGUGGCCGAGAGCCCUCUCGGCCGAGUGCCCAAGCAAACCCCCGACAGAACCAUCUCAGCGGAAGGUCGUCCCAUCAACGAUAUGCGAGCCAGGAAUGCUUCGGGCUCCAAAUACGACCCCCCCCCCGCCGCUCAGCCUAGGCACAGAGCAGUGGUCAGGCAAAGCCUUUGGUGGAGGGUGCGACACCCGAAGGUUCCACAGAGGUGUGCGAAACGCGAUGUGCCAAGGGCUUUCAAGUGGCACUUCCUCAAGCCGGGCGAUGUCCCUGAAUUCUGCACGAGGAUUCUAGGUGUGCUGAUCCUGAGUCUGGUGAUGGUGUUCGGUUGGGUAGGAGCGCCAGGGAGUUCGUGA